ACACAAAAAUAAAAAGCAGCGAUGGGUCCGGGUGAAAAUGUCAUUGUCAAAAUGGCGGACGUCGGCUGAAACCGCACACGACCAUCACAAACUUUCCUGCAAUAUUGACGCCUUAUCCAUUGGACAAGGCGGCGUUUACAUAUGUAAAGUUGAUUCCACUUGAGAGUUGUGAUGAUCAGGAAAGCAUGAUGUCAUCCAACAUGCCAAUGAAGUUGAAAUGGAUGGAGCAUCUGAACGCUACCUGGGUGACAGAAGACUGGGGCCAGGUAGCAAACAGAGAUGGUGCUUUGGAGUUAUACGACCGCCUGGUCACCAACAAGGAGGUGAUCAGCACCCCGCGCCAGACGUUGCACCUUCAAGGACCCCAGUUACCGGAUUAUGAACGGGAGUCGCCGUCGCGGGAAGAGCAGGAGCAUUUCUUGGAGGCCUUGCUGUCUAACCAGCUUAGCCUGGCUCGCACGGUGUGUUCCGAGUCGCCCUUCGCGUCGGCGCUCCAGAAGCGGCUGGCUGUGCUGCGGCGCAUCUUCCACGCCAUCUCCAGUAAGUUCCACGACAAGGAGAAGGUCAAGCAGCAGCUGCGGCUGCAGCAGGCCCACGCUGGCGCGGCCGACGAGAAGACUGCUCUGAAACCCGUCACCUUCGGCACGGAUGCGCUUGUUGAGAUGGGGGUCCGGACGGGACUCAGCCUGCUCUUUGCCCUCCUCCGGCAGAGCUGGAUGCAAGCCCAGCCCCCCGGCAACCCCAGCAUUUGCAACGAUGUCCUCCAGACGGCCAUGGACGUGUUGAACUCUCUGCCUCCGUUAUCCUUGGCCAACGAGAGUAAGAUCCCAUCUCUGGGCACCGAGUGUCUGAAACAGGUCACCAUGUUCCUCAAGUCCGCCACCAUGCCCAACUCGGGCGCAGAUGCUUGCGGCAAGCAGCUAGCCUGCCAGCUCGUGAUAGGACUGGCAGCCCAGCGCGGGUCACUGCAGCAUCUCUUGGACUGGGUUGAGAUGGCUCUUGGGUCUUCCGCGGCAGUGAGCAGCGGUGCUUCCCACGUGCGCGAACAAAGCGACAGACCCAAAUUUCGAGUGAUCGCCUAUGAUUUCUUCACCAACGUGCUUGGCCAGAUGCGCAGAGCCACAGGGUCGUCAGCAGACAGAGGCUCUGUCUUGUCGGAGUUGAAGCAAGAGGAUGGUCAGUGCCCGCUCUACCAAGCUGCGCUGUGUCUCAUUGAAGAGGUGUCCCGCCUGGCCAUGGAGUACGCUCGUACCUGCGUCUGUCCUAGCGAGAGGAAAAACAGCAGUCUGAGUGUGUCGGAGAACAGCGAGGUCUACGUGUGGGGCAGUAACAGCAGCCAUCAGCUAGCCGAGGGUAGCCAAGAGAAGAUACUCCAGCCUAAAAUAGCCGGACUCUUUGCACAGAGCCAACAGGUGGAAGCAGGCCAGUACUGCACGUUUGUCAUCUCUGCUGACGGUGCCGUCAGGGCCUGCGGGAAAGGCAGCUAUGGCAGGCUAGGCCUGGGUGAUUCCAACAACCAAACACAGCUCAAGAAACUCAACUUUGAAAGCCAUGUCAUCGCAAAGAUAUCCUCAUCAAAGGGUUCCGACGGCCACACCCUCGCCCUGACAUCCGAGGGUCAGAUCUUCAGCUGGGGCGACGGCGACUACGGUAAGCUGGGCCACGGCAACACAUCCACGCAGAAGUACCCCAAGCUGGUACCCGGCAUCCUGUCCAGCAAGGUGGUGGUGUGCGUGUCUGCCGGGUACCGGCACAGCGCCUGCGUCACGGAGGACGGACAGCUGUACACGUGGGGAGAAGGGGAUUACGGGAGACUAGGACAUGGAGACAGUAACAGUAGAAACAUACCGACCUUGGUGAAGGACAUCAGUAACAUUGGCCAGGUAGUCUGUGGCAGCUCACAUACUAUAGCCAUAUCGCAGGACGGACGGACAGUCUGGUCAUUCGGAGGCGGCGAUAACGGCAAACUUGGUCACGGCGACACCAACCGAGUGUACAAGCCCAAGAUGAUCGAAGCCCUGAUUGGUCUAGUCAUACGCAAGAUAGCCUGCGGCAGCCAAUCAUCUCUCGCCCUCACGUCCACCGGACAGGUCUUUGCGUGGGGUCACGGUGCUUGUCUAGGGUGCGGCUCCGCCGAGACCACAGCCCUUCGCCCAAAGCUAGUAGAUGAUCUGCAGACCACACGUAUCGUCGACAUAGCAUGCGGGGACAGCCAUUGUAUGACCCUCAGUCACGACAAUGAGGUCUACGCGUGGGGCAACAAUGCCAUGGGUCAGUGUGGGCAGGGUCACACCACCAGCCCCGUCCUGAGACCCAAGAAGGUCCUUGGUCUGGAAGGGGUCACUGUCCACCAAAUAUCGGCUGGGACAUCUCACAGUAUCGCCUGGACUGCCCUGCCAACCGACAGGCAAGUGGUAGCCUGGCACCGUCCAUUCUGCGUGGAUCUACAGGAAGGCACGUUCUCCUACCUGCGCUCCUUCCUGGAGCAUUACUGCGACGGCUUCGAUCACCCGAAUCCACCAGCGCCUUUUCCGACUGUGAGGGAGCACCAACACUUCGUGUUACUCUGCCUGAAACUGCUCUGCACCCAUCUCCAGUUGGCCCUGGCAGGGGGACUGUCCAGCAGCAUCCUAGGGAGCCAGGCCAGGCCCCUCAGGCACCUGCUCUUUCGUCUCAUGGACUCCAAGACUCCAACUUCGGUUCAGAAGGCAGUGAGUGAAACGCUGUCCAUUGGUGCCCCUUUACUCCUACCACCACUGAGGGAACGUAUGGAGCUACUACAGUCACUGCUCCCACAGGGACCCGAUCGAUGGGACAGCCUCUCCAAGGGACAGAGAAUGCAGCUGGGGAUCAUCCUGACCAGCCUACAGGAGAACCUCCACGUGGCCUCCCUCCUGGGCUUCACCUCCCCCUUAGACUGGGAGCCGGAGCCCGAGCCCUCUGACCCUUCAACUCUGACCCUAGCCCCGGGUCAGGACAUGCACCUGGCGGAGGUGCUGAUGAAGACGCUGUUACGUAACCUUGGCUAUCACACCGAACAAGCCUUCGGCGAGCUAGAGAAGAACAGUGACAAGACCCAGAAGUCCAUGGCCUGUGACGAUGGAGCACCUCCAGCCCACCUCAGAGAGUUACUGUCCUCACUGCAGAAACAUCUGGUGGCUUACUGUCACAUCAAUGCUAGGGAUGAGAUUUCAGCGAGCGUCGGCCUUCUGCACAAACACCUGAACCUCUUGCUGCCCCAUGCCGUGGAGGUCCUGCAGAGAUCUGUCAAGCUUCUCCAGCAGAGUGGUGGGAUGGCUGCCCAGGUGGUCCGUAACAAGCUCAGGGAUGUCUUGUACACCUCAGCAGCCGGAGCCAUGCUGUCGCAGCUUCUGCACUCCCUGCUGCUGCUUCCAGUCAGUGUGUCGCGCCCCCUCAUGCUGUGCUUGCUGGCCCUCCUCCCUGAGCUGGACCAGCUCAACCGACUGCUACCCGCAGCGGCCCUACUGGAUGAACAUGAACUGGAGUGGCCACUGCACGGAGCCCCAGGCAGUGUUGAGCCGGCUGCUUUGCCCCUCCCCCAGCCAGCCAAGGGGUGGGUGUGGCUGGUAGACUUGGAGCGCUGCUGUGCCUUGGUGGUCGGCCGUUGCCUGGCCGGCAUGCUAGCCUGGGUGCCAAUCUCCAAAGAAGAGAGCGAGACUAGCGGCUGGAUGGUGUCAAGGCUACUGAGUAACGGUCUGGAGACCAACAUCAAAAAUCUGGUGAAACUUGUCAGCAAGGUUUCCGAAGCGGCCAUAUCCGGUGAUGAUGACUACGACCUGUCUGACUUCAAGAUGACCCCUGACCUGGCGACCUUACUUGACCUGGCCACAGGCAGGGGCAGGGAACCGGCGCUGUCCAUAUGGAACAGCAUGCAGGACUAUGCACGUAAUAAGGAUUGGGACACCAGUGAAGAAGUACAGGAGGAGUUAUUAGACCGUGUGUCGCGGUGUCUGUUAGCCUGUCUGCUCAAGCAUUGUAACCUGUUGUCUGUAGCUGCACACAAGCAAGGGUCUGGGACCAAGCACUGGCGAGCCAUCGUGGAGGUCUACCACAGCGUCUACAAAGUCCGGCGAAAACUGGUGGCGGUGCGUAUCAUGCAAGGUCAGAGGUCAACCACGGCGGCAGAGGCCCGAGCUAUGCCAGGCCCGUCCACGUCCGAGGUCAGGGGUCAGACAGAGGCCAUGGAUCAAGACGAGGAGAGGGGACACAGGGGGUCCAGGAGUAAGAAAGUGUUCCCUCGAGUAGCCAUAGAAGAACCCUCAGACGUGGACCAAUCGGAGAGCGAAGGGGAUGGUGAGAGCGCCCCCACACCUCCCCCGGACAAGAAGACCAAGGAGCGCGAGCAGUACAGCUUCUCGGAGACCUGUAAGUCCAUGAUCGCGCGCUGCAUGUUCCUGCUGCUUGGUGUCAGCGCGGCCAUCCCAUCUAACGAGGACAGAGACGAGAAAUCUCUCCCCAUUGCCGAGCUCAAGGAGAACAGUUCUGAAACCUCUCCAGCAUUAUCAAUGAGCCAUUCUUUGAGUGAGCCGGACCUGGGGCAGACAGAUGAAGUACAAGCUUUGCCAUCCAGCAACAGGGAGUCCAUGCGAAGUCUGAAAUCCUCCCGCAGUGAGCCUCUACCUGACCUCCAAGUGGAUGCUAAUCUGGACUCCUUAGAAGUGGUGCGAGCCACCUGGAGACGUCUACAUUGGAGACAGGACCAGAAUGGCUCCCUCAUGUCUGUCCAGUCAACGGACCAACAGGGACAUGGCUUUCUAGGUUCAGUGAAGCACAUCAGCAGUGACAUCAUAGGCUUUGCCUGCGGGGAGAUGCUGACUGACACCCACCAGCCCUCCACAGAUGAGGAGCAGUACUUAUACUGCACUGAGCCAGCCGCCAUCACUCUGGCUAUGGAACACCAGCAGUGUAGAGCUGAGACCAGACUGGAUGCACUCAACCAAAUCCUGUCCCUCCUGAACGGCCACGAGGGGGACGAGACGAAAAAACUGACCACCCUGGACAUCUUUGGCCACGCGGUGGCGCCCUUUAGCUCCAUGUCGUUGCUGGCGUCCGUCCACCUGCAAUUUCUGAUGGGGACGUUUGGCCUGAGCUGCCUGGACCCUAGUCUGAAUGGGGAGGGUCGACCGCCCGCACAGCUGCAUCAUUACAGGGAUGGUAUCCGAGCAGCCAAUAAGACCACGCAGCUGGAGAUCCAGACAGUGGCCCAUGAGAUUUAUGACCAUCUUGUCACCACGCUAGCUGGCAACGUAGAGGAGCCUAAGGCCUGUAAAGGUGCCUGGCACCGACUGCUACUGGUUACCAUCUUUGCCCUGAGUGUCAAGUACCAGCCGCCAGAUGUCCUGUUAGCCGUCUCCAGCGGUAUCCUCCCCUUACUGGCCAGGCUGUGUGGGGAGGGCAGCCAGGCGGUCCUAGCUAGGCCUGUCCAGCCCAUGCUGACCGGUAGUAUCCCCUCCAUGCACUGCGUGCUGCAGGUGGCUAGCAUGAGGCUGCUGCAGAUACUGGCCAUAACUACAAGCACCCACGCUGACCAGCUAAGCGAGUCGGUCAUCCAAGCCCUGGUCAGUCUUCUACAUGAGCAGCUCUGCAGUCUCUUCUCCAUGGCCUCGGGGGAGAGUGAAUGGAAGACCUUGGCCGACACGACCCCCAGGGGCAAGACCCAAGGCAAAGGGGCAGGUGGCAAAGAGAAGAAGACGAGCGCUACGGGGCACCAACCAGGCAAGCAGCGUAAGGGGAGACAUUCUCGCCACUUGGUGCAAACAGCCCUGGGCGACUUCCUGGUGUUCCUGCGCCGUGUCGCCCUCAGUAGGCCAGUCUGUGGGAACAUGGCCUCGUCUGAUUGGACAUCGGUACUGCUCGCUAUUGCAGGACACCAGCCAAGCACAGGUUUACCGAGGAUUGAAAACAUCCGCACCAGGCUACUCUCGCUGCAUCUGUUGGAGGCUGUCCUUCCUGCAUGCCCUAUGGAAACUCAGGAGGGGCACCAGUAUCAGGUGGUACAGCAACUUCUGAAUAACCUUUCAGAGUGCAUGUGGCGCGCCCCGCAGGCCCUGGCUCGCCACCGAUCCCACCAGAAGCCUGCCCCUGACCCUGGCACCGUGCCCCCCAUGGUGAACCCCGGCAAUGACAACGCCAACGCCAGGCGACCAUCGUCCUCGGUCUCGGAGAGUGGGGACGAUGGCGAUGACAGUGACAGUGACGAUGACAUCGCGUUGCAGGACACCGUCUUUGACGCGGAGAAGGCGGUGUGUUGCAGCGUGGAGGGAGGCCACACCCUAGUCCACGGCUCCGGUGGGCGGGGCUACGGCCUGGGGGCCACGGGAAUCACCGCCGGCUGCUACCAGUGGAAGUUUCACAUUGUCAAAGAAAACAAGGGUAACGAGGGCACGUGCGUUGGAGUCUCCCGGUACCCCGUCCGCGACUUCAGCCACCGGACCACCUCGGACAUGUGGCUGUACCGGGCCUACAGCGGCAACCUGUACCACAACGGGGAGCACUCACUGACGCUGCCUGGCUUCACCCAGGGGGACUGCAUCACCUGCGUGCUGGACAUGGAGGCGCGCACGCUGUCGUUUGGCAAGAACGGGGAGGAGCCCAGGCUAGCUUUUGAUGAUGUCGAAGCGACGGAGCUGUAUCCAGUGGUCAUGUUCUACAGCAGUAACCCUGGGGAGAAGGUAAAAAUAGGUGAGAUGCAGGUUCGAGGAGCGCCGCGAGACCUGCAGCCGGGGGAACCCCUGUGCGCACCCACCUCUUCCGUCCUGGCUGAGGCUCACGUGAUGCUACUCAGAUCCCUCCAUCGCGAGACGUCCUGGAGAGACACCAUCAACCAUGGCAUCCAGGCAAGGCUGGGGCAGAUACAGAAACUCCACCAGUCUGCGCUGGGAUCUGCCUGCCCAGAGUGCGACGGGAGCACUCCCGCUGAAAGCAAGUCCAAGAAGUCACACGCCGAUCAGAAAUCGGAGACGACAGGUGGGAAGUCGGUGCCCAGGAAAGCGGAAAGUGAUGAUGUUAAGCCGAGCGACAAGAAGGUUGACAGGGAUGGCGAGCCCCUGAAGAGGGAGAGUGUGUCGGAUUCAGAGCUCGCCAAAACAAAAUCGGACGAGGCUGAAAAGAAACCGGACGGUUCAAAGGAAAAGGAGAAAACCCCAGACCGCGGGAAGAGUGAAAGCAGAGGGGAUGAGCCGGUGAAAAGUGACAAGAAAGUUCUUGAUGGGAGUGACAAGGGAGAAGACAAGUCAACAAAGAAAAAAGAUGGAGACUCCAAGGCUGAGAAGAAGGCCCAAGAAAAGAAGGAUGGUGGUGAGGACAAGAAGGCAGGGAAGAAGGAGGAACUUGUGGAUGAUAAAGAAAAAGAUUCGGACUCUACAGACUGGAUGCAGUUGUGUAACUCAGUUCUACCAGUCCUGGCAGUCAUCGGAGGCAUCGAUAGGGGCUUGAGAAUCGGCGGCCGCUGCGUGCAUAAACAGACAUGCAGAGAGGCCACCCUACUGGGCAUGCUCAAAGAGGGCGGGACCUCAGCCAAGGUGCAGUGGGAGGAUGCAGACUCUACUAUCAGCGACUGUGCUAUAUCUAAUCUGGAGCCUUUAGAGCCGGUGGGGUUCGAACCAGCUCAUCUGAAGGGCAUCAACUCAACCAUGCUGAGUGACCUGGCCCUGCUGUCUGGAAUCGCUGACGAGAAUGCCCAGAGAGAUGCGGCCAAAGCAGACCAGCCUCCAAAGCAUGUCGGCGAGGCACAGACUGGAGCUGGGAAAGAGAAGCAAGAGAGGGAGAAGAAGGAAGGCGAUGUCGCCAAGACUGAUGCCUUUGAGAGGUCCCUGGAUGCAGAAAUUGCCAGGGCGAUGAAAGAGGAAGAGGAGGAGGCGACCGGAGAAUCUCAAGUCUCUGCCCAAGUCAGAGAGUCCGAUUCCAGCGUUGAGGGGACAGACGUGGACAGCCUUGCAUCUCUGAAAGACAGAAAGCCUGUGACUGCUACAAAAUUAUCAACUCUGCAACUGCAUCUGGAAUCACCAGAUUCCAAACCAAACCAAGGUGCUGCUGCUUCAGGUAGAGAAGGCCAAGCUGUCUCGGCAUCCAUCACCAAGAAGAUGGUAGAGGAGGUCUUGGAUAGCAUCUCCCAGGGACUAGAAGAUCCCGGACCGAGGAGGUCGUCCCUGUUAAAUCAGACCCCAGAGCCUUGCAUCGGGGAGGAGAUGGAAGGCACAUCAACUGACUCUAGCUGCCGGGGUUCCCCUAUCCUCAGCCCCACAGAUGCUAAUCUGUCCGACACCAGCACUCUCUCCGUCCCCGCUGAGACGCCUAAGGUGGAGCAGCAGCAUCCCAUCCCUGCUACCAGGGACACCGCUGCCGCUCCGAAACCGGGACUAAAACUGGAUGACCUGGCUAGGCAGACGGACGCUGAGAUGAAAAGCAUUAUGCUGGCUCACCUGCAAGUCGGUGCCCUGAAGGCCCUGAGCGUCCUGAUGGGCUGCAGCAAGUACAUCGAGAUGCUGCUGGUCCCAAAAACCCCAACGACAGAAAAGCCAGAGAAGGAGGCUCCACCUGGUGGUAAGCAGCGGAAGGGUAGCUCAGGCAGCGACAAGGACCAGGCGGAACAGGCAAGAGCUAAGGAGGAGUUGGAAGGCCUACGGGUAGCCAUGCGUACCAUCAUGAGGCAGCUUGUGAAGCGAGCUGUCAUGCCAUCUCCAAUCAGACGUGUGGUAUGCAUGACAGAGCUCGAGAGGGCGCAUGCUAUGCUGAUCAAGCUCACAGCUCAGGCUCCCUACACAGAUGGUAAAACCACUACAUCUAAACUAGAAAUGCUAGCCAGCCAAGGCCGCCGUCUGGACCGGGACACGGUCACGGCAGCCGCAGCCCAAACUGAUGGCCAGGACCGCCAGAGUUCCUCCUCCUCUACCACUGUCUCGGCCCCGCCCACCCCCUCUUGCUCCCUCCCGUCUCGUAAUCGUCUGAGGGGAGUCGGGAUGAGGAUGCUGUUCUCCCGCAGUUCGCAGAGGGGGACAAAUGCCGCUGCCAUCUCACCUCCAAGCUCACCACCCCAUUCUCCCCACUCACCCGAGGAAGACGCCCAUAGUGAAGCUUCACAGUCCCGCCCGCCCCCGUCCCCGCCCAUUGCAGCUCAGCUCCUGGAAAUGGGCUUCAGUAUGCAUCAUGUGCUGAAAGCAAUGGCGGCAACAAACACCCGUGGGGACCUGGACGCCCAGCGCAUCAACAUCCUAGCGACUUGGAUGUUAGAGCACCCGUGUCUGGAUGAGGAAGAUGACCCUUCACCCCUACAGCAGCAACAGCAGCAGCCAUCGCAGGGUGCUGCAGAGCAGACCAGCAGCAGGCAGCAGUCGGCAGCUGCACUUAACAGGCCGUCCAGACCUACCGAUUCUGACAGCCCGGCGGGACGAUAUGACGAAUAUGAAGAUUCCAGCUACCCAGAGACAGAAGAUGUCACCCGACGUCUCAGGCGGACGCCGUCCGUGGAACGUCCCCCGUCCAGAUUGGAGCGUUACCGGGCUGUGGCGGACCUGUCCACCCUUGCCAACGCCAUGGCUCGCAACAUGGACAGAACACCCUAUGUCCACCCAGAUGGCUUGUUUGGUGAAUCGGACAGGCAGGACCUGAGGUACGAAGUCCCGCAAGACGACAUCGUCUUUGAAGAUGACGACAUGGACUUGGACGAAGAGGAGGAAGAUACGCUGGUUACCGACAAUGCAGGGGACCGGGAGCUCUUGGGUCUAUGGUACCCUGAGCUAAGCCGUGAGCUGGAGGAGAGCGAGAGCCAGGUGACCUGUGACCUUUGCGGCCUGACCACCACCCAGUUCAACCGCCACAUGCGGCUUCAGCACCCAGGCUGCCGGCAAAGCUGUGGUCACAUGGGUUACCGUAGCAAUGGGGCUUACGUCGGGGGCUGGUUCGGCGGGGCCUGUGGCACCGGUAACCCCUACUAUCUCAUGUGCAGCGACUGCAGGGAGAAGUACCAGUCAGGGAGCCGGGGACUGGUCAGCAUGUCGUCAGACUUCAGUACGACAGCUGAGGGCCCUGUUGAUGACGAUCACGACCUGGUGACAGAGGAUGACAGCAAUCAGAUAUCAGGCCAGGAGACAUUUGAUCAGAUCAUGGGUCGGCUGGGACUGACUGAGAACCGAUCCAUCCCUGAGCCGGUCCAGUUCCCUGAGCCUGACCCCCUCGGUGCAAGGAGUGCCUCAGCAGGCGUCAGUAGGAGUACUGGAGGUACCUACAGUCUCGAUGGGAGCAGCCACCGCGAUUCGUGCUUCAUGAAUCGGAUGAGCCUAGGGGAGCAGGUCGCGCUGCUGUCCACCGCCCAUGAGAGGGCAGUCGCCCUGAGAAAGACCACCGCGGCUGCCCAAGUCCUGCUAGCUCGCUCCAUGGUCAUGAGGGCGCUCUCGCUCUUAUCUGUCAGCGGUUCGGCCUGCAAUCUCUCCGAGGGUCUGGAGCAACUAGGACUCUCAGACAUCAGGCUUGUAGUCCGGCUGAUGUGCCUUGCUGCAGCGGGCAGGACGGACUUUGCAGCCACCACCAACCACCCCACGGCGGUAUACGGUAGUCAGGUCCCACUAGAGUCAGCGUCCACUGGUACGGUGGCUAUGUCAUCCAGUCUAGCCUACCUGAGUUCAGCCAUCGGAUCCCUGGCAGCGUGUAACCCCAGCGCGGCUAAGAUGCUAGUACAACUCUGCACUAAGGACCUGCUCUCAGCUGCAUGCGGCCUCAACGUAGCGGCCAUUGAUACCCGCCGGGCACCCACCGCUACCAGGGAGGACCCCGGCUCGUCCGAUCAGCGAGCCCUCUCCUCACCAAGCUUUGCUGUCACCCAAGCCUUGGUCUCGCUACUCGCCGAGGGACCCAAGGCACAGCAGAGCAACAACCAGGGCCAACAGCUGGAGACUGCCUCAGAUUCCAACCAAACCAGGAAGGACCCGACAGCUGACCCCGUGGCCCCGGCAGUGACCCGUUCAGCCCCGCUCCAGCUAGCCAAUGCCCUGGCGGCUUGCUGCCUGUCCAGCCGGCUUGCCAGUCAGCACAGGGAGUGGGCAGCCCAACAGCUGGUCAAGACGCUGUCUGGCCAGGCCCGGCCAUCGUCAAGCCCGGCGGUCAUCACAGCUGACCUACAUGGGGACAUGCCCCCGUGCCCUGUGUCACGCAUAGACGCGCACCAGGAUGUAUUGACUGGUUGUGUGUGGAGCCAGGGGAAGGCAUUACUUGCAACUAGUGGCAGCGAUGGAGUUGUGAGGCUGUGGGGUUCCCUGACUCGUUCCCAGCCCCUCCUGCAGCAAUCCUGUUCCUUCACAGAUAACGACGAGUACGGGGCCUACAUCAGUCCCAACCGACAUGGCUUACCGUUGACCAAUCUCUGCUACAACGCCAACGGGAGGGUCUUUGCCGCGUCGCUUGAACACAUGGUCAAUGUGUGGUUUGUCACGGGAGGCAGAGGCCAUCUUGAGCUUCAGCCCCAGCUGGUUACCGCCCUCGCUUGGCCAAAGUUCAAGGGCUUACUGGAGGGACGCGCAGGCACGACAACGGAGAUGCUUGUAGUGGGUCGCAUCGAUGGAACCCUGGGAUUGAUUGAGGUCCUGGACCAUUCCACUUAUCACCAGGUGGAGCUGGAGCAGUGCUACCGACAGGAGGUUGCUGUGACCUGCCUGACGUGGUACGAUGAGGAUCGGCGAUUCGCUGUAGGCUACUCAGACGGAGUUCUGGCCCUGUGCAGCCGAGAUACCUUUGAUCCAGAACCCAUCAUAACACUCAAUGCACACAAGACGGCCAUUGAUCAGCUGAGCUGGGACCCUACCGGUCAUCUUCUGGCUACUUGCUCCCAGGACCACGAGGUCAAGGUCUGGACACAAAAGUCCAACCGCUGGCUGUGCCUGUACGUCCUCCGACACGGCUGCCCGGUAUCCGCUAUCCACUGGUGCCCCUACCUGAACCAUCCUAACAGUCCAGUCCUGCUGCUUGCUACAGGAUGCAAAGAUGGAAGCGUUAGGGUUUGGAGAGUUCCCCACAGCGGUGUGGACGUGACUGUCCCGAGACUGGGCCAACGCGAGGACAGCCGUCAUCAACAAACAGUCUCACCAAAUGAGGGUCAAGGCGGGGACACCAACCAAUCAGACAGCGCCGUUGAGGUCUUCCAUGUCAGAGGUCACAGUGAGGCCGUCACUCAGCUAGCCUUCAAUCCCAGCUCAAUGCUCCUGGCCUCUGGUUGUGUCGCCGGCUGCAUCAACAUCUGGGCACUUCGCGAGAGUGCCGUCUUACAGACCCUACAGGGUGACGGUCCAGUCCAACAGCUGUGCUGGGUCAGCGACGCCGCCGGACUUACCGCCUGUUUCCAACGCUCCAAACAACUGGUCAUCUUGGGCUACAACGAGAACGCAUUCAUCAAGAACCGCGUCUACGCCGCAGCCCGCAUGGCGCUGCUGAGCCAGGGCAUUGUGGGAUUGCACCAGGCGCCGUGCCUGCGGGCGUUCCUGGAGCGCCUGCCCAAGAUACUGCAAGACCAGUACUCCUAUGAAAAGGUCCAUGUAUUGUGCGGUGACCAGCUAGUUCACAGUAGCUUCCUGCAGUGUCUAGCCUCCCUAGCCGUAGCCCUUCAUCUAGACAAGGCUCUCUUCUACCCGCCCAAGUCCCUACAGAGCCAACCCGAUACCGAUUCCCCCCACCACCAUGUGGCCACGGAGUGGACCUGGCUGGCGGCAUUCUGCACCGCCCUCAAGUCGGCCGGUGCCCUCAUGAGACGGGAGGCCCUGCCGACGGAGUUCGCCGUGCCCAACAUGGAGCCCCUGGAGGGGGGCACCGAGGGGCUGGAACUGAAGCCCUGGGAUAACAGCCAGUGGAGCCUGACUAUGGACGAGCAGAUCAUGGCCUGGGCUACCACCAGACCUGAGGAUUGGCAGCUAGGAGGCAAGUGUGACGUCUACAUGUUUGGCAGCGGUAGACACGGCCAGCUAGCUGAGACGGGUCGUGGGACCAACCUACCCACCAUCACACAGUCCUUCUCACAGGCACAGCAGGUUGUAUGUGGCCAGAAUUGCAGCUUCAUCAUCCACCGUAACGGGACAGUGUCUGCCUGCGGUGAGGGCAGCUAUGGACGGCUAGGCCAAGGCAACUCAGAUGAUCUACACUCACCAACGGUUGUCUCAGCACUUCAAGGUUUUGUGGUGAUUCAGCUAGUGACGUCUUGUGGAUCAGACGGUCACUCCAUGGCGCUGACAGAGAGUGGGGAGGUCUUCAGCUGGGGGGACGGGGACUACGGCAAGCUGGGCCACGGUAACAGCGACAGACAACGCCGGCCACGACAGAUAGAAGCACUACAGGGAGAAGAAGUCAUACAGAUGGCGUGUGGAUUCAAGCACUCUGCUGUAGUAACUUCUGACGGCAAACUUUUCACCUUCGGAAACGGUGACUAUGGCCGCCUGGGCCAUGGCAACACCUCCAACAAGAAAAUACCCGAGCGAGUCAGGGCGCUAGAUGGUGUCGCUGUCAGACAGGUUGCUUGUGGUCUGAACCAUACCAUGUGUGUGUCGGCGGAUGGCAGCACUGUAUGGGCAUUUGGUGACGGAGACUACGGUAAACUGGGCAUUGGGAGUACAGCUUCCAAGUCAUCACCGCAGAAAGUUGAGGGUCUCUCAGGGAUGAGCAUUAAGAAGGUUUGCUGCGGGACGCAGUUCUCUGUGAUCCUGACCAAGGAUGGACGGGUCUUGACAAGUGGCCAAGAUCGCUUGACGGGACUGCCCGAGAGCCGGUCUAGACUGUCCAAUCGACCCCAGCCGGUACCAGCCCUUGCGGGUCACUUCAUCGAGGAUAUCGUGGCAGGCUCAGAACACACCUUGGCACUAACGAGCUGCGGCAAUGUCUGGGUCUGGGGUAACAACAUGGACGGACAGUUGGGCUUGGGUCACACCAACACUGUCAGAGAACCUCUCCUAGUGACCAGCCUGCAAGGCAAGAACAUACGCCAGAUCUCGACAGGAAGGAGUCACUCUGCUGCCUGGACUGCUGCCCCAGUACCUGCAAGGGCACCGGGCACCCCUCAACCCCUGCAACUAGGUUUGCCCCAGAGUGUUCCAGCUCAGUACACCGCCCUGAAGGAAUGCAGUACAUCCUCCAUCAGAUCACGGCUGCGCCUCCUGCAUCACUUCUCAGACCUCAUCUACGCGUCUUGGCGGCUGCUCAACCUUAGCCCCACCCAGGUGAGAACAAUCAAAGGAAGACGGGUUCUUUUUUUUUCUUCUCCUUUUCACAGGGGCAUGACAGGACUGACCGACGGCCCUCUCCGGCCACUACUAGCCUCUAGGGUCUACACACUGCCUAUGGUGCGGUCCAUCGGCCGGACGAUGGUCCAGGGGAAGAACUACGGCCCUCAGGUCACGGUCAAGCGACUGGCAACGAGGGGGCGCAAGUGCAAGCCCAUCUUCAGCCAGAUAGCAAAGCAGGUGGUCCGCAUGAAGCCAGGGGAUCUCCGGCUCCCGGCUCGGGCCUGGAAGGUCAAGCUGGUAGGGGAGGGGGCCGAUGAUGCCGGGGGCGUGUUUGAUGAUACCAUCACUGAAAUGUGUCAGGAGUUGGAGACGGGCGUGGUCCCGUUGCUGAUUGCCACGCCCAACGCUGCAGCCGAUGCGGGCAGCAAUCGUGACAGGUUCCUGCUGAACCCAUGCAUGUGUACAGAGGAGCACCUCCUACUCUUCAAGUUCCUAGGUGUCCUCCUUGGGGUAGCAGUCCGCACCAAGAAGCCCCUAGAUCUCCACCUGGCUCCCAUGGUCUGGAAGCAGCUGGCCGGGAUGCCACUGACUGUCGAGGAUCUGGAAGAGAUGGAUUUUCUGUACGUCCAAACGCUGCGUAAUAUACGAGACAUCGACAAGAGUGGCGUAACCGAAGAUAACUUCCAUGAGGUGAUUCCCCUGGAGUGGUUUGAGGGCCAGAGUGCAGACGGCAGGUUUGUUCCAGUGGUUCCUGGUGGACGCAGUAUCCCACUGACAUACAACAACAGAAGAGAGUACGUUGAAAGGGCCCUGGCUUAUAGACUGCAUGAGAUGGACAGACAGGUUGCUGCUGUACGUGAGGGUAUGUCAUGGAUCAUCCCUGUCCCACUCCUAUCCCUACUAACGGCCUCUCACCUGGAACAGAUGGUCUGCGGUAUGCCGGACAUCGACGUGGAUAUCCUACAGAGAGUCGUCAGGUACCGGGAGGUUGAUGAGACCCACCAGCUUGUCCAGUGGCUGUGGCAGACACUGAGAGAGUUUAGCAAUGAAGAGCGGGUUCUCUUCAUGCGCUUUGUGUCAGGCCGGUCCCGCCUGCCUACAAACAUCGCCGACAUCUCCCAGCGAUUCCAAAUCAUGAGGGUGGAGAGGACAGUCGAUGGGUUACCGACGGCGCAGACCUGCUUCUUUCAGCUGCGCAUUCCGCCCUACUCCAGCCAACCACUGAUGGCCGAGCGCCUACGCUACGCUAUCUACAACUGCCGUUCCAUCGACAUGGAUAACUACAUGCUGCCGCGGAACACCGACACAGGGAAUCUGUCUGACAGCGAGUAUACUUGAGAGACAAGAACCUUGAAGAAACAACGAGCAGCUUUAACCCAUUAUCACCUGUACUACAUUGUAUUACAUUGUGUUUAUUCACUGAAGAACCCAUAAGUGCUCGGGCAGUUUUGGGCGCUACAGUGAGUAAUGGGAAGGGCGGUAUAUGGGCGGUACAGUGACUGAAGCGUUAAAAGAGAUAUGUGAAAGCAGUAUCAAUUUUUCAUAAAGUGCUUUAUAAUAACCAUGCUGAAAUGUAAAAGUGCGAUUCCCUGGAAUAUAUAAACCCCAAUACCAAAACAAUGUUCAACGGUGUAGCUCUUACUUGUAACUAAAAAAGUAAUUCGUUCGUUCGUGCGUGUGGUGGCCAACUUGUUCAAUAUUGGUGCUUUAAACGAGCAAACUGGAAGACAGCCAGUCUGCCGUGUCAUCAUCUAGAUGUAUGAUGCCUUCGAAACCAUGGGGAGCCUGGUAGAUGUUGCAGUUUAAGACGAAUUGCUCGAUGGUUUGUGCUUCGCUGCACUCACAGGUGUCGGAUGGCUCAGCUCCUAUUUUGUACAGGAAAUGCUUGAUACGGCCAACACCUGAGUGUAUUCUGUAGAGAUUAACCCAUGACUUGAUGAAUAAGUACCAAAAAAAUUCAAUGUGUCUGAGUACGUCAGACGGUCAGACACCAUGGUGUCUACUACAUGAAUAACAGUUGGAUGAAUAAUUUUUUUUUUUCAAAUCAGUGUAAUAACUAACUGAUACGUUUUAUCAGAAUUAGAAUCCACUUUAUGAUUAUAGCUUUAUAUUAUGCACACUGUUGAAUUGUCCAGAAUGUUUGUCUGACACAGUGGAACUGCCCGGAAAUAUGUCAUCAGUUUUCAGCUGUUACAAUUGAAAUUACAGCACACAAGCAGUGCAGAAUUCAUGAAUGCUCAAUGUCUGUCAUUGCCUGUCCAGUUUUUGCUCAGAAAUUGUGCAUUGGAUCAGUUUUGUUAUGCACACUGUUGAAUUGUCCAGAAUGUUCGUCUGACACAGUGGAACUGCCCGGGAAUAUGUAAUUAGUAAACAGUGCCCUCUAUUGCCGCACCGCCUCAACUUUUUGUACCAAGGAGCAGCAAGGAAUGGGGAAGGGCACAAAGGCAAAUGAUGGAGGGCACCAA
Patiria miniata (bat star) is the source of this 16678-nucleotide messenger RNA. RefSeq names its product probable E3 ubiquitin-protein ligase HERC1. Lineage: Eukaryota; Metazoa; Echinodermata; Asteroidea; Valvatida; Asterinidae. Gene Ontology annotation, molecular function: ubiquitin-protein transferase activity; protein binding. The transcript has 74 exons. The record is from RefSeq and is a predicted model, not a curated record. Bases 186 to 15551 code for a protein of 5121 amino acids.